AUGACUAUUUCGUACCGCUUUCCGCCGCUGCUGGGCUGCAGCCGCAAGCGCGCAGUGAGCGCCGCAGCAGCAGCAGAUUUCAAACCCUGCAGACUUUCUGAACACGCAAUUGGCUUUUCUCGUUUUCGUUUUGCUUCCAAACAUGCAAAAAGACAAAAAGACUUUUUGCUGCUGCACUGGACUCUCAAGAGAUUAGCAGCAGAGUUCCUCUUGGAGCAAAUUCAGUUUCGCCGCGCCGCCGUUCUGCAGCUGUCUGCGCUCUGCGCAGAAGUCGCAGCAGCAGUGGGGGCCCCCAGCAUGCAGCAGCAGCAGCAGCAGCAGCAGCAGCAGCAGCAGUUGCUGCUGCUGCCUCCGAAAACCUUCUCCAAGUUUCCCAUUGGGCGAUUACUCGAAAGCCGCUUUCCUUCAGUCGUUUAUAAACCCUCGGAAAACGUCAAGGACGUUCUCGUCUACCUCAAAUGCAGGGGCUCCGUGGACGCAAUUCGUUUGCUGCUGCGGCAGCAGCAGCUGCCGCACGCGGAAGUGCACGUGGACCGGAGCUUCAGCAGCAAAGAGAUCAGCAGCAAGUUUGCUGCUGCUGCACUUCCUGCUGCUCUUCCUUACUACUGCGACGAAAGCUGCCAAAUGUCUGGAGCAAAAACAGUUCUGAUGUAUCUCGCGAGGAAGGGAGGUUUGGCUGUGGGGUCUGGGGUGUACGUACACCUCGAGGCCGUGGUGGACUUCUGCUUUGCUGCGCUGCACACCCUCUGGGCAGCAGACUGCUGCUGCUGCUACCAGCAGCAGCAGCAGCAGCAGCAGCUCCUCAGCAGGGACAGGGCCAGGGCCCACUUCUGCAGAGACAAGCUGCUGCCGCUCCUCCACUCCUUCUGUUCCCUCCUCCCCUCGCAGCUGCAGCAGCAGCAGCAGCAGCAGCAGCGGCAGCACGAGGCCUGCAGGGACGCCUGGGAACUCCGUGAGCCCGGGACCCCGCACAGCAGCAGCAGCACCAGCAGCAGCAGCGGUGGAGGCAGCAGCAGCGGCAGCGGCAGCAGCAGCAGCGGAGGAUGCAGCAGCGAGCAGCUGCUGCGGCUGCAGAGCGCUCUGCUGCAGUGCGUUCCAGCAGGAGGCUGUGCGUCUCCGCUGGUGCUGCAUCAGUGUGCUGCUGCUGCUGCUGCCGCAGAUAGAGGGAGUAUCUGCUACACGUACAGCUAA
Messenger RNA from Eimeria tenella, 1191 nucleotides. Its product is annotated as glutathione s-transferase, putative. Bases 1 to 1191 code for a protein of 396 amino acids. The transcript has 2 exons. The record is from RefSeq and is a predicted model, not a curated record. Lineage: Eukaryota; Apicomplexa; Conoidasida; Eucoccidiorida; Eimeriidae.